AUGUUGGAUGCAAAUUCCGACUUCGAAGUAGUACAACAACAACUUUGGACUAAUCUUUUAAGCCAUAUAGAGAAAGAGGAGCACUACGAAUGGACUCUGAUGGUGGCAGAGGGUGAGGUGAACUUUUUGUAUAAUUUGCUAUGGCAGCAAAUGGAAAAAAGCCUACUUAUCAAUCAAAAUUAUGCUGAGAAUUUUAAUUUACAUCUUAGAAAUACAAAUUUUAUCACAAUAGCCAUAAUGCCGGAAAUGCAAUUAAACGAUUUUGCUUCAUUAAUGGCGGACAAACUGGAUUUGUUAAGAAGUAAUCGCCUUAUUAUUAUCUACAACAAAAAGAGUACCGAUGGCAAGCAGCUAUUAGCCUUGGAGAAGCUAUUCCAAUAUUUCAUUCACUAUAAAAUGUUAAACGUGGCAGUGUUGCUGGAGGACUUUGCACUCACCCGAUUGAUAUACACUUUCGAGACGUAUCCCAAAUUUCAAAUUCAAGCUCAAGAUCUGGGAAAUGAAAUUAUCAAACGGCCCUUAUUUCCCUUCAAGGUAAAUAACAUCUAUGGCCAAGUUCUGAGAACAAUACCUGAUCAGAUAAUGCCUCGCUCUGUGGUGUACUUGGAUGCUCGGAAUAGAAUGCAAGUCACCGGUUAUGUCACUCAAUUUGUUCGCAUGUUCGGCAAAUACAUCAAUUCGACUCUCACCUUCCCCGACACCAUGAUACCAGGCAGUACUCUUUUCUAUCGGGAUUUUGUUAACUGGACGCAGUUGGAUUUGUUGGAUAUUCCCUGCAGCAUAACACCCAUGGCUGUGGGUAACACCACAAGGCUCAUGUCACAAAUCUUUGAAGUUUUGAGUUGGUGCCUCAUGAUACCUGUGGAACAACCUGAAACUUAUCAAGACUUUUUGAGGAGAUUUUUGACGCUCAAAACUAUUGUUGGCCUCUUCCUAAUGGACUUGGUCUACACCACCUUACUAACAUUGGCAACCUAUGUAAACGAUUGGAAACAUCGAGGAAUUUAUAAAUGGAAUUGGGUCAACAUUUGUUUGAAUCCUCAGGUCAUCUUGGCCCAUUUGGGAUGCUCAUUCCAUGCAGCAUUCUCUCCGGCGGCUUCGCUACGCAUCAUCUACAUAUGCCUGUUUGUUUCGGGACUAUUGUCCACCACCUUGUUCACUGUACAAAUGAAUGUUUUUCUCACAAAGCCCAGUGUGCGCACCAUCUCUUCGCUCGAUGAUAUGCUAAAGCAACGCGUCAACAUACUGGCCUCUGAGCAGGAAUUCCAUGCCUUAAUGAAUAUUUCGGGCAAUACUUUUGAGCCUUACCUUUCGCUUUUUCACCUUGUGGACACCUACGAUGAAUUUGCGGACAUUCGCACCUCCUUUAACACAUCCUAUGCUUAUCCGGUUACUUCUUCUGUUUGGUAUGUCUACGAUGCAAGGCAGAAAUUAGCGGCCAAACGACUUUUUAGACAUACCAACAUCUGUUUGAAGAGUCUCGAUCCCAUGGCCUUUGUAUUGCCCCGAAACUCCUGGUACAAACCCAAGGUUGACACCUUAAUAUUGCGUGUACAGGAAAUGGGACUACUCAAUUAUUGGCUCGAAAAUAACUUCCACGAACUGGUAAGAAGCCAUUUAGUGACUCUGAAAGAUUUACCUGAUUCGAAACAGGAAGAUGGUGCUAUUAAAGUACGUGAUUUUUAUGUGGUCAAGACUAUGUUGAAGGCAUUUGGCGUAUGUUUGGUGGUAUUUGUUUUCGAGCUAAUUUGGUUCAAUAGAAUGGCAAUUUUAAAUGUAAAUCCACAUCGGCUUUUAAGAAAGUUUUAA
This is a messenger RNA of Stomoxys calcitrans (stable fly), 1809 nucleotides long. RefSeq lists its product as uncharacterized. Lineage: Eukaryota; Metazoa; Arthropoda; Insecta; Diptera; Muscidae. The record is from RefSeq and is a predicted model, not a curated record. The coding region runs from base 1 to 1809 and encodes 602 amino acids. The transcript has a single exon.